Molecule: messenger RNA, 402 nt
Organism: Hippopotamus amphibius kiboko
Lineage: Eukaryota; Metazoa; Chordata; Mammalia; Artiodactyla; Hippopotamidae
Product: transmembrane protein 242-like
Exons: 2
Coding region: 1-402 (133 amino acids)
Source: RefSeq, a predicted model, not a curated record
AUGGAGACAGAGGGCACUGGGACUUCAAAGACGUCCUAUCAGCUGGAGGCUCUGACAUCCACUGAUGACCAGCUUUUCCUGGUUAAAGGUGGAAUCUUGCUUGGUACUGUUGCUACAGCGGAAAUGCUAGCUGGAUUUGUUACAGCAUUAUCAUUGGCUAAAAAGAAAAGUCCUGAAUGGUCCAGUAAGGGAAGUAGGCCACAGAAGCCUUACUGGAGAGCAGGUGUUCCCUUGCCUUGCGAGCCCUGCAUGGCAUGGGGCUCAAUUUAUUCAUGGCAUGGGUUUGGUGUGAUCAGCUUUGAGGUCUGGAAAGCUUUAGGAAUUCACAUAACUAUGAAGCAGAUGAAAGACUUUCAAAGUAAAAUGCAAUCAAUAUUUCCAACAAUUCCCAAGAACUCUUGA